AUGACAACUAAAACAUCGAAAGACUUACAAAAGUCAAUUAAUUUGAAAAUAUGUUCAUUAGAAAAUACAAAUCCACAACCUUAUCUUGUUUCAAUUUCUGCUAAAUUCGAAGAUCCAACUGUUUUUAAAAAAUUAUCACAAAUUUAUAAAAAUUCAGAUUUAUUUAUAAAGAUAAGUAUUUAUGAUGAUAACAAUUUAAUAAGUCUACCGGUUCAAACUUUAUAUAAAUCAUUCAAAAAUAAGAAUCGACAAUGGAAUGAGGAAAUUGAAUUAAAUAUAAAUUAUAAUCAAGUUUCAAUUGAUGCUUAUUUGAAAUUUGAAAUUUAUGAAUUUAUAGAUAGUAAAGAGGAAACUUUUGGGUUAGGUUGUAUAUCUUUAUUUGAUCAUGAUGAUAUGAUAUUAAGAACUGGAAUACAACAGGUGAAAAUUGAGAAGGAUGGUUUUAUAAAUAUAGAUUAUGCCAGGGGAAAUUUUAAAGAAUUGGAAGAAACUGAAGCAGACAAUUAUUAUCUAAUUGUUGAGUUUCCUGAGUUUACAUUUCCUAUCAAAUAUUCAGAAUAUACUUAUGACAUACCCAAAAAGGAAUCAAUUGAUAUGCCACAAGUAGUCACAAACACCAUUAAUUCAAUAACUAUACCUCAAGAAACCAUUUAUGAUCCAGAAUUUCAAUUUGUAAAUAGUGCAUUAGAUCCAAUUGAAUUGAAAUAUCAUAAAUUAGAAAGAAAUAUAAAUAAUAAUAACAAUUUGUUACUUGAUAAAGAUAUAAAACCAACACCACAAUUAAGAGAUGAAUUAUUCAAAAUAUUACUUAAACCUUCAAAUGCAGAAUUGACAGAUUAUGAAAAGAAUUUAAUAUGGAAAUUUAGAUUUUAUUUUAGUAGGAAUAAUGCUUCAGAUAUGUCAAAAGCUACAAAAUCGUUUUUACCAAAAUUUUUAAAAUCAAUAAAUUGGGAUAAUGAUUAUGAAUUAGAUCACACUUUUCAACAAAUACUACCUCAUUUUUGGACAGUUGAUAAAAUACAAAUUGGUGAUGCUUUAGAAUUACUUGGUGAUUAUUUUAAUCCAUAUUCAUUAGGUAAACAAAUUGAAAAUGUUGAUUUUGAAUCAAAGAAUUUGAAUGAUGAUGAAAAAAGAUUUAUUAAGAUAUUUAAUAAUGUAUGUUAUUUAAGAAAAUUAGCAGUUGAAAGAUUAAGCAUUGCAAGUAGUGAAGAAUUAUUAUUAUAUUUAUUACAACUAGUACAAGCAUUAAAAUAUGAAUCAUUAAUUUAUAAACAGAAAGGAGAUGAAGAGUCGCUAACUUCACCAUUGGCUAAUUUUUUAAUUGAAUCAGCAGUUGAGAAUGAACAAUUAGGUAUAUUCUUUUAUUGGUAUGUGAAAGUUGAAAAUGAAGAUCAAUUAAAAAACCCAUCAUUAGAACCAAUCAAAAUUUACUCAAUUGUAUUAAAUAAAUUUGUUGAUAGAUUAAAAGCAUAUUGUAGUGAGACUAGAAAACCAUACUAUAAACAUAUUAAAAGACAAAUUUGGUUUAUUAAAAAAUUAACUACAUUAGUUGAAUUAUUACGAACAACUUUUAAAAAGAAUGAAUCAACAAUGAGAAAAAUAGAAUUUUUACGUGAUUAUUUAUCUAAUUCUUCAAAUGAAUUACUCAAAUUUCCAGACCCAUUCCCGUUACCAUUAGAUCCAUCAAUAAUGGUAUGUGGUGUAUAUCCACAAGAAUCAUCAGUUUUUAAAUCAUCAUUAGCACCAUUAAAAAUUACACUUAAAACUAUAGAAAAGAAAUCAACAAGUACUACUACAUCACAAAUAUUUGGUAAGAAAUCACAUAAAUAUGGUAAAUAUCCAUUAAUGUUUAAAAUUGGAGAUGACCUAAGACAAGAUCAAUUAGUUAUACAAAUUAUCAAUCUAAUGGAUCAAUUAUUAAAGAAUGAAAAUUUAGAUUUAAAAUUAACACCUUAUAAAAUAUUAGCAAUUUCUCCCAAUGCAGGUUUAAUUCAAUUUGUUCCUAAUGAAACAUUAGAUUCAAUAUUAUCAAAAAAUUUCCAAGCUCCAAAUUUAACAGAAGAUGGUAAUUCAGGUAAUGGAAUUUUAUCAUAUUUAAAAUUUCAUUCUCAACAUGAUGAAUUAGAAGAUGAACCAGUUUCAAAAAGUGUAUAUCAAAAUAAUUCAAAUAUUCAAACAAAACCAAAAUCUACAAUCACUUCAAAUUUAGGAGUAAAUCCAAUCAUAAUGGAUAAUUAUGUUAAAUCAUGUGCUGGAUAUUGUGUAAUUACAUACAUUUUAGGAGUUGGAGAUCGUCAUUUAGAUAAUUUAUUAUUAUCACCAAAUGGGAAAUUUUGGCAUGCUGAUUUUGGAUAUAUAUUAGGAAGAGAUCCGAAACCAUUUCCACCAUUAAUGAAAUUACCAAUUCAAGUUAUAGAUGGAAUGGGUGGUUUACAACAUGAAAAUUAUAAUAUUUUUAAAAAUUAUUGUUUUAUUACUUAUACUACGUUACGUAAAAAUUCAAAUUUGAUUUUAAAUUUAUUUCAAUUGAUGAUUGAUGCAAAUAUACCAGAUAUAAAAUUUGAAUCAUCAAGAGUUGUUGAAAAAGUUGAAGAGAAAUUUAAUUUACAAAUGACUGAAGAAGAAGCUAUACUACAUUUCCAAAAUUUAAUUAAUGAUAGUGUCAAUGCAUUUUUGCCGGUUGUUAUUGAUAGAUUACAUAGUUUGGCUCAAUAUUGGAGAGCAUAA
Messenger RNA from Insectozyma verbasci, 2727 nucleotides. The record is from the annotation of a GenBank genome assembly. NCBI's taxonomy places the organism in Eukaryota, Fungi, Ascomycota, Pichiomycetes, Serinales, Debaryomycetaceae.